ACCUUCAAAUCUUUCCACACACACAACACAAAUACCUCUCUUUCUCUCUCUUCUUCGCAUUCUUCGGACAUACAAAAACUCACACUCUCUCUCUCUUCAAAUCAAAACCCCUCACAAAAUUCACAACAACAUACCCACAAAUCCCAAAUCCUGUCUUCUCAUAUAAAAGAACCCUUCUUUCGAAUCCUUCCCGCUCUCUCUCUCUCUUACUCUUUUUCCCUAUCCGAUUCAAUUCGCGCGCAGUUCCAAACCCUAGUCCCUCUCUCCGAGCUCUGUGAUUUUUGGGUUGAUAAAAAAAAUUAGGGUUUGAUGGCUGACCAAGGAUUGGAAGGGAGCCAACCAGUGGAUCUACAGAAGCAUCCUUCUGGGAUCGUGCCUACCCUUCAAAAUAUUGUGUCCACAGUCAAUUUGGACUGUAAGUUGGACCUCAAAACAAUUGCACUUCAAGCUCGUAAUGCAGAGUACAAUCCUAAGCGUUUUGCUGCUGUCAUUAUGAGGAUAAGAGAUCCCAAAACAACUGCUCUAAUUUUUGCUUCUGGCAAGAUGGUUUGUACUGGAGCUAAGAGUGAACAACAAUCUAAAUUGGCAGCAAGGAAGUAUGCUCGUAUUAUCCAAAAGCUUGGCUUCCCUGCCAAAUUUAAGGAUUUCAAAAUUCAGAACAUUGUCGGCUCUUGUGAUGUCAAGUUCCCCAUACGGCUGGAGGGUCUUGCAUAUUCCCAUGGUGCUUUCUCAAGUUAUGAACCAGAGCUGUUUCCAGGACUAAUCUACCGUAUGAAGCAACCUAAAAUAGUCUUGCUUAUAUUUGUCUCUGGAAAAAUUGUUCUAACAGGAGCCAAGGUGAGAGAUGAGACUUACACUGCCUUUGAAAACAUAUAUCCUGUGCUUACGGAGUUCAGGAAAAACCAACAAUGAUUGCUGUUUCAAGAAAGAGCAGGAGCAGUGGUCUGGCAGAGAAGUUCGUGGAACUGUAAAUAUUAAGACAAAGGAGAUAAUCUAAAUUGAUAUAUAAAUUAAAGACAGCCUGUGUUGCCUUGUCUUAAUUUUUUGAUUGGUCAUGAUGUAGUAAAGUGGCAGACAUUGUUCUAUUGAAUUGACAUUUUUUUUUAAGAAAAAAGAGGAUUCUGAGUCAGAAUAUGAGGGAAAAAAAGUUGAGAGCUAAAUGGAAAAGUAGCACAUUGAGUCUGUCCCUGACAGUAGUUUGAAACUGUUUUGAUAGCAUCUACUAUCAAUUGAGCGUAGUGUGAUCUGACUACUGAGUAUUGAAUAUCUUGAUCAACAAAUCGAAAAUUUGAGCUGCUAAAUUUGUAAGUCUUUA
Glycine soja is the source of this 1315-nucleotide messenger RNA. Its product is annotated as TATA-box-binding protein. The transcript has 10 exons. The coding region runs from base 310 to 912 and encodes 200 amino acids. The record is from RefSeq and is a predicted model, not a curated record. Gene Ontology annotation, biological process: DNA-templated transcription initiation. NCBI's taxonomy places the organism in Eukaryota, Viridiplantae, Streptophyta, Magnoliopsida, Fabales, Fabaceae. Gene Ontology annotation, molecular function: DNA binding; RNA polymerase II general transcription initiation factor activity.